AUGUCCGAUGCUAAUCCGUCUAUUUCUAACACACAUUCUACAAGAGACGGUAGUGAUUUUUCUCGAUCAAGCCAGGCGCCAUCAUUAAGCUCCUCUUCAAAUACUUCCACCACUACAACUACAGACUCUUCGUCAGCUUCUCCUUCCUCUUCCUCCCCCUCGGCAACGGAGUUAACCAGCAUUCGUCCCAUUGGAAUAGUUAUCGCUGCUUAUGAUUUCAAUUAUCCUAUUAAGAAAGAUAGUUCUUCGCAACAACUAUCUGUACAACAAGGAGAAACUAUUUACAUACUGAAUAAAAAUUCGUCUGGAUGGUGGGAUGGACUAGUCAUUGACGAUAGUAAUGGGAAGGUUAAUAGAGGCUGGUUUCCUCAAAACUUCGGAAGACCCUUAAGAGAUAGUCAUGCCAGAAAGCAUAGUCAUCCGAUGAAAAAAUAUAGUUCCAGCAAAAGCUCAAGACGAAGUAGCUUGAACAGCUUGGGUAAUAGUGCAUAUUUGCAUGUACCCAGAAAUUUGAGCAAAAGUAGAAGGGGAAGUUCCAACUUGUCAGCGUCUUUAGUAAAUCCCCAUAAUUUAGAAGCGAGUUCCGGCCACAAUAAUGUCGUAUCAAUGAAUAAUUCUAGUACGUUUUCCGCUCCAAAUGAUGCUUCCCAUGCAACCCCUGAAUCUUCUAACUUCAAUUCCAAUACCAGUUUUUCUCAGGAUAGAGCAAAUAGUGCAGACGGACUGUCUGAAACAAAUACAAACACGACUAUGAAUGAUAAAGAUAUCAAUAUUCUAACAUCUGACGAAAAAGCAGGCCUCACACCAACUCACGAAGUUCACGAAGACACUAUAAAAAUAUUACCAUUAGAAGAGAUAGAGAUGAUUAUAAAUGGAAUACACUCUAAUACUGCCUCCACUUGGUCCCCUAUACCGAUGAUAACGAAAACUUCUGAUUGCAGAUUGGUAUACUAUAAUAAAGAACUUGAUAUAUAUUGUUCAGAAUUACCCUUGAUUUCCAAUUCAAUUAUGGAUUCCGAUGAUAUUUGUGAUAAUGAACCAAAAUUUCCCCUUGAUGACCAUUUAAUUAACCUAUACACUAGAGAUCUGAGGAAAAAUGCGAACAUAGAGGAUAAUUCUACUAGAUCGAAACAAAUGGGAUAUAAUCAGAGCAAGCUCGGCCCUUCGAUAAAAGAGCAGGACUCAAAGCAACAGCCUGAUCAUAAAAAUGAUGAUGAUAAUGAUAAUGACGAAAACAAUAAAAACGAAUUCAACGAGGCUGGACCUUCAUCAUUAAAUUCAUUAUCUGCUCCCGACUUAACACAAAAUCAAUCAAGAACCUUUCCAAAUCGUUCUUCUAUAUUGGCCAAGAGUGAUAUAUUUUAUCAUUAUUCAAGAGACAUUAAAUUAUGGGCAGAGUUACGAGACUUGACAGUUUAUUAUAUCAUUACAGCCCACAAAAUGUUUCUUAAGAAGAAUCGUCUAAGCUUCACUAAAUACUUCGAUUUAAUAUCGGACUCGAUAGUUUUUACACAAUUGGGUUGUAGACUGAUGCAACAUGAAAUCAAAGCUAAAAGUUGCAGUAAAGAAAUCAAAAAGAUUUUUAAAGGUCUAAUCUCCUCAUUGUCGAGGAUAAGUAUUAAUUCUCACUUGUACUUUGAUUCAGCAUUCCACAAGAAGAAAAUGGAUACGAUGAAUGAUAAAGAUAACGAUGACCAGGAAAAUAAUGCUUCUAGAGAGGACGCAGAUGAAAACAAAAGUGAAGGAGGUAAUAUGCACGACCUUGUUUCAGUUCCUUUAUCUGGCAAACGUAAUGUCAGUACCAGUACAACGGAUACUUUAACACCAACGAGAUCAUCAUUUAGUACAGUCAAUGAAAAUGAUGUGGAGAACUUCUCGUCUUCGGGUCCAAGAAAUAGUGUCAAUUCUAUAGUAACUCCGAGGACCUCCUUAAAAAACUCUACCUUAGAGGAUUUCUCACCGUCCAAUAAAAACUUGAAGUCGAUAAAGUCAAUUUACGAAAUGGUUGACUUGGACUUUUCUAAAUUUCUGAGACAUGUUCAACUACUCUAUUUUGUGUUACAGAAUUCAGUUUUUUCAGAUGAUAAUACCUUACCACAAUUGCUCCCAAGAUUUUUCAAGGGGUCAUUUAGUGGUGGUUCCUGGACGAAUCCAUUUUCAACUUUUAUUACUGACGAAUUCGGUAAUGCAUCAAAAAAUAAGGCUGUUUCAUCGACCGAGGUGACUGCUUCAUCUUCCAAAAAUUCCUCAAUAUCGAGAAUCCCACCAAAGAUGGCGGAUGCCAUUGCUUCCGCAUCGGGCUAUAGUGCAAAUUCAGAGACAAACUCUCAAGCCGAUCCGAAAGCGAGCACGACUGUAUCUGGUUCAGUGUUUACACCUUUUAACCGUCCUUCCCAUAAUAGAACGUUUUCAAGAGCAAGAGUUUCAAAAAGAAAGACAAAAUAUCCAUUAACUGUGGACACUCUGAAUACAAUGAAGAGAAAAUCCUCCCAAAUCUUUGAGAAGUUAAACAAUGCUACAGGUGAGCACUUGAAGAUCAUAAGCAAGCCCAAAAGCAGAAUUAGAAAUUUGGAAAUAAAUUCAAGCACAUAUGAACAAAUAAAUCAGAACGUUUUAUUAUUGGAGAUACUGGAGAAUUUGGAUUUAUCAAUUUUCAUCAAUUUGAAAAACUUAAUCAAGACUCCAAGCAUUUUAUUGGAUUUGGAAAGUGAGGAGUUUUUAGUUCAUGCAAUGUCAUCAGUUUCCUCAGUAUUAACAGAAUUUUUUGACAUAAAACAGGCAUUUCAUGACAUCGUCAUUAGAUUAAUAAUGACUACACAACAAACAACCUUGGAUGAUCCCUACUUAUUUUCCUCUAUGAGAUCAAAUUUCUCUGUCGGACACCACGAACCUUUUAAGAACAUUGCAAAUACUUCCUUGGUCAAGGGACCUCUUCAUAAAAAAAAUGAACAGUUGGCGCUCUCAUUAUUCCAUGUACUAGUAAGUCAAGAUGUAGAGUUCAAUAACCUUGAGUUUUUAAACAAUUCCGACGAUUUUAAGGAUGCGUGUGAAAAAUAUGUCGAGAUUUCCAAUCUUGCCUGUAUUAUAGUUGAUCAGCUGAUUGAAGAAAGAGAGAAUUUACUGAACUAUGCCGCAAGAAUGAUGAAGAAUAACCUUACUGCAGAACUACUGAAAGGCGAGCAAGAAAAAUGGUUUGAUAUCUAUUCUGAAGAUUACAGUGAUGAAGAAUCUGAAAAUGAUGAGGCUAUUAUCGACGAUGAAUUAGGAUCCGAGGAAUAUACUGAACGUAAGGCUGCGAACAUAGAGAAAAAUCUUCCAUGGUUUUUAACCUCGGACUAUGAAAGCAGUCUUGUGUACGACUCUAGGGGAAAGAUUCGCGGAGGGACAAAAGAGGCAUUGAUUGAACAUUUGACCAGUCAUGAGCUUGUGGAUGCAGGUUUCAACGUUACUAUGCUGAUAACUUUUAGGAGUAUAUUAACUGCAAGGGAGUUUUUUUAUGCCCUCAUUUACAGGUAUAAUUUAUACCCUCCCGAAGGAUUAAGCUACGAUGAUUACAACAUUUGGAUAGAAAAGAAAUCAAAUCCAAUCAAAUGCCGUGUGGUCAACAUUAUGAGGACAUUUUUGACUCAAUAUUGGACGAGAAAUUAUUACGAGCCUGGUAUACCUCUGAUCUUAAAUUUCGCCAAGAUGGUUGUAUCUGAGAAGAUACCGGGGGCAGAAGAUCUCCUGCAAAGGAUAAACGAAAAACUAAUAAAUGAAAAUGACAAAGAGGCAGUGGACUUUAAGCAACAGGAUGUAUUGCCAGUAGCCGUUCCAACGGCGAAACGUGACAACAAAUCGCCGAUACAUCUGUCUUCGUCCGCUUUGCCAUCUUCUGCCUCUUCCGCAUUUUUUAGAUUAAAAAAAUUGAAGCUUUUGGAUAUUGAUCCGUAUACAUAUGCUACACAAUUGACUGUACUUGAACAUGACCUGUACCUUAGAAUCACAAUGUUCGAAUGCUUAGAUAGGGCGUGGGGUACAAAAUACUGUAAUAUGGGUGGUUCUCAAAACAUUACGAAAUUUAUAGCAAAUGCUAACACACUGACCAACUUUGUCUCUCAUACGAUUGUAAAACAGACAGAUGUUAAAACACGUUCCAGAUUAACGCAGUAUUUUGUCACCGUUGCGCAACACUGUAAGGAGCUGAAUAAUUUUUCUUCAAUGACCGCCAUCGUUUCUGCCUUGUAUUCCUCUCCAAUCUAUAGAUUGAAAAAGACAUGGGAUUUAGUUUCCACGGAAUCGAAACACCUUUUAAAGAAUUUGAACAACCUUAUGGAUUCCAAGAGGAAUUUUGUAAAGUAUAGGGAGCUGUUGCGGUCGGUAACAGAUGUCGCAUGUGUCCCCUUUUUUGGCGUAUACCUAUCCGAUUUAACGUUUACAUUUGUUGGAAACCCGGAUUUUCUCCAUAAUUCAACCAACAUAAUAAAUUUUAGCAAGAGGACUAAGAUUGCUAAUAUUGUAGAGGAAAUAAUCAGCUUUAAAAGAUUUCACUAUAAACUGAAACGACUGGAUGAUAUUCAGACCGUUAUAGAGGCAUCCUUGGAAAAUGUUCCGCACAUUGAAAAGCAGUAUCAGUUAUCAUUGCAGAUGGAACCUAGAUCAGGAAAUACAAAAGGUAGCACACAUUCUGCCACAGCAAGUGGUACCAAAACCGCAAAAUUUCUAAGCGAAUUUACGGAUGAUAAAAAUGGCAGCUUCUUGAAACUCGGCAAGAAGAAACCUCCUUCCAGAUUAUUUCGAUAA
This is a messenger RNA of Saccharomyces kudriavzevii IFO 1802, 4782 nucleotides long. It is a transcript of the gene CDC25, whose product is annotated as Ras family guanine nucleotide exchange factor CDC25. The coding region runs from base 1 to 4782 and encodes 1593 amino acids. The transcript has a single exon. Gene Ontology annotation, cellular component: plasma membrane. Gene Ontology annotation, molecular function: protein binding; guanyl-nucleotide exchange factor activity. Lineage: Eukaryota; Fungi; Ascomycota; Saccharomycetes; Saccharomycetales; Saccharomycetaceae. The record is from RefSeq and is a predicted model, not a curated record. Gene Ontology annotation, biological process: Ras protein signal transduction; positive regulation of GTPase activity.